Myotis brandtii (Brandt's bat) is the source of this 3911-nucleotide messenger RNA. RefSeq names its product E74-like factor 2 (ets domain transcription factor) (gene ELF2). Gene Ontology annotation, molecular function: DNA-binding transcription factor activity, RNA polymerase II-specific; sequence-specific DNA binding. Gene Ontology annotation, biological process: cell differentiation; regulation of transcription by RNA polymerase II. Gene Ontology annotation, cellular component: nucleus. Lineage: Eukaryota; Metazoa; Chordata; Mammalia; Chiroptera; Vespertilionidae. The transcript is spliced from 10 exons. The record is from RefSeq and is a predicted model, not a curated record. Bases 415 to 2199 code for a protein of 594 amino acids.
GCUGCAGACUAGCCUUCAAGUUUUUAGUACUUCAUUAAAGUGAAUGAGGGGACACUUCAUUGUAAAACUAGAAUUUUCCUCCUCUCUUGUGCUCAUGAACAUGUACUUCAGCUGUGUGGUUUAAAUUUUAAUCCGGUGAUGAGAGAACAGUGCUCGAGUGUUUGUUCCAGAGAACUGCUGGUUUAUGUUUUAGCUCUUGCCAAGUUGUGAAAAUAGUGAAGGAUGCUUAGACUACUUAACAUUCAAAUUGCUCUCUGGUUAAUCAUCUUUAGAAGAUUGGAUUGCUGGACAUCUACUCCACUCCUCUAUUGACUUUUAAGAUAUGAUAAUGCAAACCUAUAACACUGGCAAUCAUCCAUGAACCUUUAAUUGCACUGAUUAAUAGCGUUUUCAAGCUUCCUCAGGGAAUAUACAAUGACAUCAGCUGUGGUUGACAGUGGAGGAGGUUCUGUUUUGGAGCUUUCCAGCAGUGGAGUAGAGAAUCAAGAGGAAGGUGAAAAGGUUUCUGACUAUCCAGCAGUGAUUGUGGAGCCAGUUCCGAGUGCCAGAUUAGAGCAGGGCUAUGCAGCCCAGGUUCUGGUUUAUGAUGAUGAGACUUAUAUGAUGCAAGAUGUGGCAGAAGAACAAGAAGUUGAGACCGAGAAUGUGGAAACAGUGGAAGCAUCAGUUCAUAGCAGUAAUGCACACUGUACAGAUAAGACAAUUGAAGCUGCUGAAGCCCUGCUUCAUAUGGAAUCUCCUACCUGCUUGAGGGAUUCAAGAAGUCCUGUGGAAGUGUUUGUCCCUCCUUGUGUAUCAACUCCAGAAUUUAUCCAUGCUGCUAUGAGGCCAGAUGUCAUUACAGAAACUGUAGUGGAGGUGUCAACUGAAGAAUCUGAACCAAUGGAUACCUCUCCUAUUCCUACAUCACCUGAUAGCCAUGAACCAAUGAAAAAGAAAAAAGUUGGCCGUAAACCGAAGACCCAGCAAUCACCAAUUUCCAAUGGGUCUCCUGAGUUGGGUAUAAAGAAGAAACCCAGAGAAGGAAAAGGAAACACAACCUACUUGUGGGAGUUUCUUUUAGAUCUACUUCAAGAUAAAAAUACUUGUCCCCGAUAUAUUAAGUGGACUCAGAGAGAAAAGGGCAUAUUCAAGCUUGUAGAUUCAAAGGCUGUCUCUAAGCUUUGGGGAAAGCAUAAGAACAAGCCAGACAUGAACUAUGAAACCAUGGGACGAGCUUUGAGAUAUUAUUACCAAAGGGGUAUUCUUGCAAAGGUUGAAGGACAGAGGCUUGUUUAUCAGUUCAAGGAUAUGCCCAAAAACAUAGUGGUCAUAGAUGAUGACAAAAGUGAAACCUGCAAUGAAGAUUUGGCAGCAGCUACUGAUGAAAAGUCAUUAGAACGAGUGUCACUAUCUGCAGAAAGUCUCCUGAAAGCAACCUCUGUUCGUGGUGGGAAAAACUCCUCUCCUCUAAACUGCUCCAGAGCAGAGAAGGGAGUAGCGAGAGUUGUGAAUAUCACUUCCCCUGGUCAUGAUGCUUCGUCCAGGUCUCCUACUACCACCACAUCUGUAUCAGCAACAGCAGCCCCAAGGACAGUUCGUGUGGCAAUGCAAGUUCCUGUUGUAAUGACAUCAUUGGGCCAGAAAAUUUCAACCGUGGCAGUUCAGUCAGUUAAUGCAGGUGCACCAUUAAUAACCAGCACUAGUCCAACAACAGCAACCUCUCCAAAGGUAGUUAUUCAGACAAUCCCUACUGUGAUGCCAGCCUCUACUGAAAAUGGAGACAAAAUCACCAUGCAGCCUGCCAAAAUUAUCACCAUCCCAGCUACACAGCUUGCACAGUGUCAACUGCAGACGAAGUCAAAUCUGACUGGAUCUGGAAGCAUUAACAUUGUUGGAACCCCACUGGCUGUGAGAGCACUUACUCCUGUUUCCAUAGCCCAUGGUGCACCUGUAAUGAGGCUAUCAGUGCCUACUCAACAGGCAUCUGGCCAGACUCCUCCCCGAGUGAUCAGUGCGGUCAUAAAAGGGCCAGAGGUUAAAUCGGAGGCAGUGACAAUAAAGCAGGAACAUGACGUGAAAACUUUGCAGCUGGUACAAGAAGAAAAACCGGCAGACGGAAAUAAGACAGUGACCCAUGUAGUGGUUGUCAGUGCCCCUUCAGCUAUUGCCCUGCCCGUAACUAUGAAAACGGAAGGACUCGUGACAUGUGAGAAAUAAAAGAGCAGCUCUGCCAUGGACUUUAGACUGUUAGUAACAGUACUAACAUAAAUGUUUGCAAGGGAUGUCAUCAAGAAAAGUCAAAAGGAGACUUUAAAACAUUUUUAAUGCAUAUAGGAAAACAAUCAAACUUACUGGAAAUAAGUUACCUGUCCCAUGUUUCAGUGGGAAAUGAACUACAUGUUGAGAUGCUGACAGAAAACUGCCUCUUACCUAGGAAACAACUGAACCCAUCAAUAAAAAAGGAUUGAAAGGGACCAAGCAACUCACUACAAUAUCAAGUUACACUAAGACUUGGAACACUAACAUUCUGUAAGAGGUUACAGUUUUCAAUGGGGAGGGGUUGGGAUGGGUGAUCUCAUUGUUACAUAUAGCAAUUUUUGAUGCAUUUUAUAUGCAUACCAGCAAUUAUUACUGUGUUCACACAGAACUCACUUAACUGGUGCUAUGUGAAGACUCUGCUAAUGUAGGUAUUUUAGAAUGUGAAUUGAAGAAUGGAUCCAAAAGCUUCAGAAAGAGGAUAGCAAAAAAGAUCUAGUGCGAUUUUUUAAUAAAAUAUCAUAUAGCUUAAGCUGAUUUAAAACAAAGGCCUUAGACUAAUUUUCGGUUUUCUUUAUUGAAAUAAGCUAAUGGCUUGUUUGUGUAAAGCUUUUUUUAUUAAAAGAAAAAUUUUAAAAAUCUUGUACCUAGCACAGUAUUGUUAUAGAAUUUACAUGUAACAUUUUAUAUGGUAGUUUAAGUCUGUCAGUUUCUUAAUUGUGGACAAAUUAACAGUUGGCUCUGGCCUUUUGCUGUAACAUGCCUGUGUCACUCAGCCCUGUCAUCUGUGCAGACAUAUCAGUUUCUGUUCUCCUGUCACUUGGAAGUUAAGGCUCAGCAUGAAUUUUUGUCAGGUAAUUCUUAAAUACCUGGAGUUUUCUUUCUUUUUUUCCUUUUUUUUUUUUAGUUGAAGUUUAAGAGGGAAAGUACCAGUGUUCAAAUUUGAACUAUAAUAGUUUGUAUAUUCAACAUUUGAAGUAUAUUCUAUUUUGUUGUACUCUUGUUUCAAAGUGUAUUCAAGUAGGUUUUCUGAAAUAUAGAAAUUUAUCUUGCAUUUUGGUCUCUGGUGAUAUUUUUAACAAUAUUCAAAAGCUAGUAUAGAGACAUCAUUUUAGUUAAGAAUAGAGGUCCUAUUUCUCCUUUCCAACUAAAGAAAUCCUACUUCUGUUUUUUCUUUAUAUUAAUAUUUGGCAAAUUACUGCAUGUUGCCACUUCCUUUCUAAUUAUUAUCCUGAACUAUAGUGUUCUAGUUACCAUAAUGAAUUUACUAUUUUAAUGUUGGCCACACUUAAAGAAUUUAUAUUUUAAAUCAAGACCAUUUGCUUCUCAAUCAUACUUUCUGAAGGUUAGGAAGAACAAGUAAUAUUCUGGCUCUUUUAUACAUGAGGAACUGGAGGUCCAGAGGGAUUACAGGAGUUUCCGAAUUUCACACUGGACUAGGUCGUGUGACUCUACAUCUUAAUGCUCUUUCUAUUACAAAGAAAAGUUGUCUAUUUUUACAUCUUUUAGAAAUUUAAAUAAACUGAUGCUUAAUAUUUUGUGGCCUUUAAUUGUUCAUUUCAUCUGAUACUACUUAAAUUGACAAAGAUUUUUUUUUAACACCUCCCUUUGUAAUCUUUUUAUCUUUUCCAUAAACAUACCUAAUGGUACCUUUUAAUAAAAGCUCAAAAAAA